This is a messenger RNA of Exaiptasia diaphana, 1584 nucleotides long. RefSeq lists its product as uncharacterized. The transcript has 2 exons. The coding region runs from base 81 to 1256 and encodes 391 amino acids. The record is from RefSeq and is a predicted model, not a curated record. NCBI's taxonomy places the organism in Eukaryota, Metazoa, Cnidaria, Anthozoa, Actiniaria, Aiptasiidae.
UUCACGAGCGAACAUUCUAGGAAUAAACAGACUUCAAGCUGUAAAGCUAACGAUAAACAUCCUCAAGAGAAAUUUAACCGAUGUCGACUAAGAAUUAUUCGACUGAGGUGUACAGAUCUCAAAAUGACUCGAUUACGAAUUAUUCGACUGGGAUCUUGUGCAGAUCUAAAAAUGGAUUGGAGUCAAAACAAGUCAUUACUUCAACUACACAUCAAGAAAACUCGUUUGAUUCCAUCGAUUCUUUUAGUAUCCUAGGCUUAAAAAGCAGUCUCCGAAACGAAGUUUUCAGUCAUCCUACUAAUAACAUAGAAUAUCACUUAAACCAACAUGACUGGAUACUAGUAUUUCUAGAGAACAAUUAUAACGCCAUCGACGAUGACUCUCUCAGAUACAGCCUCAGCGAAGAACUUUUGGAUAAGAUUGGAUUCGAAAGGGAUUGCAAUGCGGUGAAGAUCAUAUUGUCUAGAUCGAAGCUAGUCCAAAAUCACGUUGAACCCAUAGAUAUUGUAAAGGGUUUUGUUGUGGAUGAAUUUAAGUACAAUCCCGUUCUGGAAAAUGGUUGUGACUUGGCGACAGAAGAAUUUUUCCAAGAACAGAAAGCUGAACUUAAGGUUGUUCACUUCGGUAAAACAGAUGUGUUGAAGUGUGAAAAACACAAAAAGAGAUUCCGAUUCAAGAAGAGCGAAAGAAGAAUUUACUCGGUCGGAGACUUAUUUACUGUCUAUACUGACGACUCCGCCAUUGUUGAGGAAGAUAGUUUACGCCAAGAAUACAGCGUGCUCUUUCAUGGAACAGACAUCAAAAGCGCCGUUGAUAUUUCAUCGGGAGGUAUUGACGUAAGUAUGGGUUCACAAAAACGAGACUUUAGCGAUGGAAGUGGUUUCUAUUUGACCGACGAUUUCGAACACGCCGAGAACUGGGCAUUUAGCAUGACGCAAAAGCCUGUUGUCUUGAUUUUUAAGAUUCCUAACUCUUGUCUCGAAAACGUAAACAUUUUGAGUUUGUCUGGAGAAGAGAGACAGUGGAAAGAGAUUGUCGAUGCAAAUCGCUCAGGGAUUUUAGAUAGGGAGAUGAGGAAGACUUUGAAAGACUACGACGGAAUCGAAGGCCCUGUUUCCGGUUGUUAUGAAACUGAUAGCUUGGUGGAUUCUCGACAAGCUUUGCCCAAUACGUAUCAACUUUGCAUCACCAAUGAAGACUUCGCUGACAAGAUUAGCGAAUAUUUAAGUACAAUUGUUGUUUACAACCGUAUCUGAACAUUGAAAAAGGUCUGAAAACAUUAACGUUCCGGUAGUGAAACACAGUAGUGACUUUAGAGUGGCUUUCGUUGUCGGGGAUUUGUAAUAUUCAGGUUGGAAGCGUCACUUGUCACGGCUGAAUCCCGAAUAGAAAGGUCCUUUAAUUGCACUGGAGACGUGAAGUUAUCAAGCAAGUCAUUCGCUGUUUAUGUUUAUAAUCAAAAUACCUUAACUGUGGUUCUCCUUAAAUUUGUCUCUACUUUGCACGUAAAUAAUGAAGGCUUUUCCAAUGUAAGAAAAAAUAGACUUUUACUCGGGUAAACCCAACUAUGAGUCAGUGUUGAGU